UUAUGGCGUGGCCGGAAGUUGCGUAGAUCGGCGCAGAUCACGCAGGAGGCGCGAGGUUUGGUCAAAAUUAUGGUUGUUUUGUUCCACAUCGCUGUAUAGACUUUCAGCUAUUUCUGAACUUUACAGCAUUCACACAAGAAAUACGUUUAACCCAGAGGCUGGAGCAGGCCAGGCAUGAGCAAAGCACACCUGGACGAGUGGCAGAGGAGGUCCUUUGACAUUUCAUCUGGCUCCUGUACACCUGAACAGACGGCCGAUGCUUAUCGGGCACACGUCCUGUCCAUUCAGUAUGCAUGGGCGAGUGCUGAGCUCUCUCCGGCUGGAGCUGGCAGCCUGCUCAGGACCUACUCUGAGCGGUACGCCGCAGUCCUGGACUCAGACGACCCACGCACAGGGCUAAACAACUAUGCAGAGAGUGCCCUGCAACUGGCCCGCAAUCAAAAGAACCAUAGCGACAAAUGGGAGUCAUCCCUAACGUUCGAGAAUGUGUUCAACCUGCCGUGCGUGCAAAGGAUGAUGCGGGCCGGGUCAAAAGAAGGCGCUCUCCUGGUAGAUCCGGCAGAUGUUAACAUCACUGUCGGUGGUGAAAUCUGCAGGGGAGGGGAGAAAAGCAGUGAUCUCUCUGGUCCUAAUUGUGGAUUAAAACGAGAGCCUCUGGCUCAUGGGCCCACUGCGCCUCCACCUAGAGCUGAGAUGGGAAGGGGGGUCAGUAACCUACUUAGCGAUGCUUCAGAGUGGGCUAGAGGACUUCAAGGAGCCCCUCUGCAUAUGUCCUUGGCACAAAAUCCUCCAAAUGUUCCAACAGGAUCAAUGCCUAUGUUUACCCAUAACAAUUUCAGUUCCACAGGCAAUGCUAGUGUGUCUCAGUCUAGUGUGGGACGCACAAGUGGAUCCAAUGUGCAUAAUCAGCCUGUGUUCUUUUCCUCCACAAACCCCUCCAAGAGGAAGAACUUCUACGGCUCAGGAACUGAAAGCAACAGAAGCUCAUUCCCAUCACAAGGCGAGCAGGAACUGCGAGGCAGGGGACGGAGAAGAGAGGAAGGCGUCAGCACAAAUUUUAGAUCAGCACGAGAGCAGUUCAUCGUUGACCAGCAAAAAAAGCAUUCCCAUCAGGGUCAGCGAGGCUCUGCGGCCAAUGUUGCUGCAAUCACCAAGAAAUGCCUUGGGGCAAAUCGGCCUCGUGGGGCAUCCUCCAAAUUCGUCUCUCCUAUGCCAAGGCAAGAGGAAGAGAGCAACUGGAAGGAAAACGCACCACAAGACAUGCAACCAGUUGAUGAGCGACUAAAGAACUUUGAGCCCAAAAUCAUUGAACUUAUCAUGAGUGAGAUCAUGGACCAUGGACCCCCGGUAGCUUGGGAUGAUAUUGCCGGUCUGGAGUUUGCCAAAGCCACAAUCAAAGAGAUUGUAGUUUGGCCCAUGUUGAGGCCUGAUAUAUUUACUGGCCUUAGAGGUCCACCUAAAGGCAUUCUUCUGUUUGGUCCGCCAGGCACUGGUAAAACCCUUAUAGGGAAGUGCAUAGCGUGCCAGUCUGGAGCCACUUUUUUCAGCAUCAGUGCUUCGUCACUCACUUCAAAGUGGGUUGGAGAGGGCGAGAAGAUGGUACGGGCACUCUUUGCAAUUGCUCGGUGUCACCAACCUGCCGUCAUCUUUAUCGAUGAGAUCGAUUCUCUUCUUUCUCAGCGCACAGACGGAGAGCAUGACUCUUCCCGUCGGAUCAAAACAGAGUUUCUUGUCCAGCUGGAUGGAGCCGCCACCUCAGCAGAAGAUCGCAUCCUGGUGGUUGGUGCCACCAACCGGCCACAAGAGAUUGAUGAAGCAGCUCGCCGUCGCUUGGCCAAGCGACUCUACAUCCCUCUCCCAGAAGCUGAGGCUCGCCGGCAGAUAGUGACUAACCUCAUGUCCCGUGAGAAAAGCCAGCUGGGAGCAGAUGAGAUGGAGAAUGUUGUACAGGGCACAGAGGGGUUUUCAGGGGCAGAUAUGACACAGCUGUGUCGUGAAGCAGCCCUAGGCCCCAUCCGAAGCAUCCGCCUAAGUGACAUUGCUACCAUCUCGGCAGAACAGGUUCGGCCGAUACUUUACAAUGACUUCCAGGAGGCUCUCAAAACAGUGCGGCCCAGUGUCUCUUCUAAAGAUCUGGAGCUAUAUGAAGAGUGGAACAAGACAUUUGGCUGCGGUCGCUGAACACGUGUUCAGAUUACACUAAUUGAUGAGUUUUAUGUUAGUAUGACUAUGAUGCUGAGUUCAUUUCUUGAAAUAAAUGGUUGAUUCGU
This is a messenger RNA of Cyprinus carpio (common carp), 2270 nucleotides long. RefSeq names its product fidgetin-like protein 1. The record is from RefSeq and is a predicted model, not a curated record. Gene Ontology annotation, molecular function: microtubule severing ATPase activity; ATP hydrolysis activity; ATP binding. NCBI's taxonomy places the organism in Eukaryota, Metazoa, Chordata, Actinopteri, Cypriniformes, Cyprinidae.